AUGGUCAUUGCGCAUGCACCGCUCCUUCUGCGGCUUAGGCCGGCUGCGCAGGCGCACAGGUACCAUUUUGACCGUAAACAUCCUGCCGAUUUGAACCGAGGAUUUGGGCGGCAGGAAGAGCCGCGGCGUAACGGCAGCCAUCUUGUUUGUUUGAGUGAAUCGGAAAGGAGGCGCCGGCUGUGGCGGCGGCUGGAGCUGCUCCGAAGCUACACCUCGAAGGGUUCCCCCCUUUCCCCGCCCCCUCCCCCAACCCUUUUCCCCUCCCCGGGCCACCCAGCCCGCUCAACUCCCAGCGGAGAGCAAGGUAAGAGGCUCGCCGACCCCUUCUUUCCCUUCAGCUUCCUCCCCCCAACCCGUUCCCCGCCGCGCUGCAGUCGUGGAGCGGGACUCCUAGGGACGGGAGGGCGAGGGAGAAGGCAGCACUCGCCGCGGCCCCGCGUGCUGCCACCCUCCCUGCGCCCGAGCGGCGGCGCUACCCGCCCAGCCCUCUUCGCCCCGGGCCCGCCCUCGGCCGGGACCCGUGCAGCCUGGGCCCGCAUCAUCGCUUGUUCGGUAACAAAUGGUUCUAAUCCAUUCUGA
Messenger RNA from Callithrix jacchus (white-tufted-ear marmoset), 579 nucleotides. NCBI's taxonomy places the organism in Eukaryota, Metazoa, Chordata, Mammalia, Primates, Cebidae. The record is from RefSeq and is a predicted model, not a curated record.